This is a messenger RNA of Peronospora matthiolae, 564 nucleotides long. The record is from the annotation of a GenBank genome assembly. NCBI's taxonomy places the organism in Eukaryota, Oomycota, Peronosporomycetes, Peronosporales, Peronosporaceae.
AUGCAGUUUGCGGAAUGGGAUCUACCGGAUACACAUGACUUGAUAUUUGGUCAACCAUGGUUUACCAUGUACAACCCCCAGAUCAACUGGCGUACGCAACAAAUUGAAGUUGCAGCACAUACGACGUUCGAAUACGUGGAUGGUCCGACCUUCCAAGCGAAAUUGACUAGCGGGGCCUACGAGGAAAUGCAUCAAUUAAAAGUUACCACCAUAGACCAUACGGAGAUACCACCCGAGCUACAGCCAGUGCUGGACGAAUACAAGGACGUAUUCCACGACCAACUUCCAGAGAUAACGCCUCCGACGAAAUCGGUCAACUUUGAGCUACACAUAAAGCCUGAUGGGGUGCCAAGUUCUAGGGCCCCCUUCCGUCUAUCGAAAGUGGAGCAGGACACUCUCCAACAAUUUCUGGAGGAGAAUAUACGGAUAGGAUGGGUCGAGGUGUCCAACUCUCCAUGGGUCUCAAAUAUCUUUGGGAUUCCGAAAAAGGAUCCUGUAACCGGAAGGUUCCCUAAACGCGCCGAAUGGCUCCGCAGCGGGAAUUCCAAGAUCCUCACUAGGUAG